This is a messenger RNA of Bursaphelenchus xylophilus (pine wood nematode), 1038 nucleotides long. NCBI's taxonomy places the organism in Eukaryota, Metazoa, Nematoda, Chromadorea, Rhabditida, Aphelenchoididae. The record is from the annotation of a GenBank genome assembly.
AUGGAAAACGGGUGCUGGAUUGGAUUCAUGGAGAUGAAAUGGGCGGAUUGGUAUGUGGAUGUUCAAAUUGAGCUAAAAUAAUGUAGGUUCAAUCAUCGGAUGGCGAAAAAGUGUAAAAAAUUCCGUAAUUUAUGUUUUAUCCUUGUUUCCUCCGUCCUCUAAAUGCUUCAUUUCAGAUAUUCGUUGAUUCUUCGAUCACUUCCAAGGCGAUAUUGAUGUCAUGGAUAGGCCAAAGAAAGCAUUGCUGAAGAUCAUUAUUCCAAAAAUAGUGGCGAACGUUCAAAAUUUCGAUGGGUCUUGAUGUAAAAAACGAAUUUGAUGGUGAAGAUGUUGAUGAAAUGGAAUUUCAAUAUGCCUUUAUUUCCACUACGAGCAUUUGGGCCGUUUGAAGGUGGUAAUUUCAAGGAAUCCAUGGAAAUGGCACGGAGUUUUGAUGUUAGUCAAGCCUGUAAGUCAAUUUGAUGGCUUUUUGAUGUUUAGACUGAGCGAAGAUUAUGAAAACGAUGUUUUACUCGAUGUUUAGAGUCUCUGAAACAGUCCACGCGACACGAAACCGUAAAUUCGACGAGCCGGAACGACGAGAAAUCACGUCCACCAGGAGAACAGCACUCAGAACACAGCAAGAGGUCUUUCAACAAGAUUCUGACAAGAAAAACGAGGACAGAUAACAAGAACACCAUCAAUAACGUCACUCCACGGACGAGACGAGCUCCCCAUCCCUUGAAAUUACUCUACAAUAACCCUAAUCCUAAGUGAUGAUCGUAGAUAUGGUCCAUUUGACGUUGGUCUUCAGCAAUCAGCCCAUUGGUUGAAUGGGUCCAAUGUGGAAGGUACAGGCGGUUCAUCGUGUCAUCAGGUGGUGUCUCACAGCGAAAACCCCGUUAAAACUAACAAGAAGGUCAAUUUACGUGGGCAGUAUAAAAUGAUGUAAGUAUUUAUGGUUAUAUUUAGCAUAAUACAAUUAGAAUUUUUAUGGGGAUAUCCAAUUGUAAUGUUCGAUGUUUUAGGGCGCCAACGGACUUGGAAAUGGACUCAUGA